CGAAGGAGGCCUCCGCCUCCUCCUCUUCCUUUCGGCGCUUCCCGGUAGCUUGAGGGUUGCCAUGGCGACCCCGACAGCCGCGGCCUGCUUGUUACCCUUCGACCACGGCAUAAAGGAAGAUCGCGGCGGGAGGGGCAGGAGGAGGGGGCGUCGCCCCGCUCCGGGAGUGGACUGCCUUCACAGUCCCCGGGAAGUCGGCCAAGUGGUUUCUCAUCAAAUGGAGGAAAAGUGGACUUCCUCAGAAACUGAUGGUGCUGGUGGUGAUAAUGCAGAAAACAAAAGGAGAGAGGUUUCUGAUUCCGGUUCAUCAAGUCGUAUCUGCCAGGCUCUUGACAAGCUUGCGUCUAAUUCUACAAUCUCUCUGGAUCUGAGUAGAAAAGAUCUACAGCAUCUAACGGAUGACAUAUACAAGUUACUUAACCUUAGACAUUUGCAUCUGGAAGGAAAUGGCCUGUCUGUAGUUCCUGAGGAUUUCUUUCAGAAUGUGCCAAACCUUGUUUGGCUUGAUCUGCGUUACAACAAAAUUAAAGAGCUUCCCCCUGGAAUUGGAUGCCACAAGCAGUUGAAAACGCUGCUGUUGGAAAGAAAUCCUAUUAAAAGAUUGCCUGUUGAGCUUGGUAACUUAAGUUCACUUACAGCUUUGAAUCUCAGGCAUUGUCCCCUAGAAUUUCCUCCUCUUGAGGUGAUACAGAAGGGCCUGUCAGCCAUUCUAUCCUUCCUUCAAAGGAUGAUUGGUGAGGAUCUUGACUAUAGAGAACCUGCUACUCCAGAAAUUCCUCCUGUUGAAAAGUUGAACUUGACAGACUUCACAAAAUCCAGUUUGGAUUUGUCAGACGGGUGGCCUAAUGAAGAGGAAAUGGUACGGUUUCAGAAGCUAAGAGACGAACUUAUACAAGAUGAAAGAGAGGAGUACCUGGGUAACAAAAUGGUCCCCAAUGAAUCCAUGCCUUCGUUAAGAAGACCAAAGACUAAAGAGAAGCUCUCUCGUAAAUCAUCCACGUUUUCAUGCAGGACUUUGGCAAGAGGCAAGAAGACCCUGGUCCCUGCAAUUUCAUCAUACGAUGUGCUCAUUCAGAGUAAGAAGGUAGAACAGUGCCGAUUGGCAGCACUAAAGGACAUGAAGGAGAAACAAGCUUUAAUCGAACAGCGGAGAAAAGAUAAAGAAGUGCUUCAGAAAUGGAGGAGACGGAGCAGGAUGAUGAAAGAGAAGAAGGCCGUAUCAUACUCGUUCGAUAAAGAAGAGACUGAGGUUUCUCGAAAUGCACCUUACGCAACAGACAAUAUGAAGAAUCAGGACAAGCUGGAAGACUGGAAAGAAACAAGCAAGCAAGAUGAACAAAUGGAGAUGACCCUAAACUUAAUGAAAACGACAGACGAGUUAAGAGCAGCCAAACGCAAGGAAGUGGAGAACCGCAUCAGACAGCACACACAAAUGAUGAAAGAAAGAAGAAAAAGGUUAACAGGGAUCCCUCAAGAAGAUAUGGAGAGAGCAAAACAAGACUAUGAGAUUGCUGAAAACCUAGAACAGCAGCUAGCAGAUCUGAAAAGAGACAUAAACCAGGAAUAUCGUUUCACUGCCUUUACAGGAGAAGUGGAACCACCAGAGAAUCCACUGCCUAUCAACAAGCCUCCAAAUAUCUUUUCUAAAAUGACAUUUUAAAUUAUAUUAAAGAGAAUUCAACAUGCAGCAACCACCUGCACCAGUUUGCUUUACAGUUGAUCUGCUUUUAACCAGACUUUCAAAUUCUUUCCUUUUCUCCUUUGUUCUUGUUUGUUUUGCUUUGGAAUGUAAAAAUUGGAAUCUUUCGCACUCACCACCCUCCCCGUGUCAAUAUGUGCCUACAAGGUUUUGAAGUGCCUUCCGUUACUGCAUGGUUUUAAUGCCGAUUAUUGUUAAUAUUACCUUCCUGGAACCCUGCUUCCGAGAUGAGCCUCGAAGAUAUUUGUAGUAAUUCUCAAUCUCUUUUAAGAUCCAGUGGAGCAGAAUUGCAGGAUAUCCUACAAUUCUAAUGUAAUGAGCCUCUCUAAUGAAAGGGAAAGCUCACACCUUCUAAAUGAAGAGUUUUUUUAAAAAAAAACACCCAGUGAUUGGUAAUAUCCUUAAUAAACAUAUUUCCAGCUGUAGAGAGUGGAAGGUUAUCAGAUUGGCAUUCAACCUCCUGGAGGUUUUAAAGAGCAGCAAGUGACUCACCUGGCCACUUUCUGCUGUGUCUCCUUAGGCAGAGAUCAGUUUUGUAACUCAUCAUUAAAGCCGUCAUGUUUUAGUUCAAGAGUUUUUUCACUAUGGAUCAACAUGCAGUUUUGGUUUCUAUGUCCUUGGGAAGAAUCAAAUCUCUCUCCCCCCCCCCCAAGUUUUGGUGUCAGCAAUAUUUUUUCAAGGUCUUUGUGGUUGUGGACGAUUAGAAACUACAGGAGGAACUUGAGGAGCCAAGGCUUGAAAAUAAAUCAUCUUGCUUACGCAAAUAUUAACCCGAUGCAAUGUUUCACACUUAGACUGAGAAGAAGAUCAAAUAUCACUUUAGCAGGGAAUCUUCGCCAGCCUUCUAAGAUAUAACCUAUUUUAAAUACCUUUGAAAUAAGGGCACUUUUCAUGAAGAUUUGAGGAACAAGACAUCCUUGUUGUUGCACAAUCAUGACCUGCUGUGCUCUUGAUGCUAUCAGGGCAGCCACAUACAAUCCUGCUUUUAAUGCCAUUGGCAC
Zootoca vivipara (common lizard) is the source of this 2700-nucleotide messenger RNA. It is a transcript of the gene LRRC27, whose product is annotated as leucine rich repeat containing 27. Gene Ontology annotation, cellular component: cytoplasm. Gene Ontology annotation, molecular function: protein binding. NCBI's taxonomy places the organism in Eukaryota, Metazoa, Chordata, Lepidosauria, Squamata, Lacertidae. The record is from RefSeq and is a predicted model, not a curated record.